AUGUUCAGCAGUAGCAGACGCUUCGAGUCUUCGAGCAAAAGCUUUUCCAAAGGACACAAAGUGUCGAAAUCAAGCUCCUCAUUCAGCCGGGACAGCGGUGUCAGCAAGAGACGCCAUGAGUCUCGUCAUCGAAGACCAACAACGGCUUCCACAGCCACAGCCAGUGAUGACACAGUCAUGGGCGGUAACAUGUCGUCUGCUAUUGUAACGCUGGUCGUCGGAUCUGAGCAACGACUGUUUGCCGCUCACGAAGAUGUUCUCUGCUCGAGUUCUUUCUUUAAUAACGCUCUUCGAAACACAUACAUGGACCCUUCUGCCAAGAAAAUCGCUCUUCCUGAUGAGGAGCCAGAAAUCUUCAGCUCGGUUCUCGAAUACUUGUACAAGGGAGACUACUUCCCACGACUGAUGCAUAACAAACGUCGCAAUUCUUGGGAACUAGAACCUGCAGACGCAGAACGUGCAAUCGAAAGCACAGUGUAUCAUCGUGGUAUUGAUGGUGACUUGCUUAAGGACACUGUCAUCUAUUGUGCUGCUGAAAAAUACGGCCUAGAUGAGCUCAAGAAAUUGGCUCUUCGGAAACAGGGCUUGCAAUCCGGCAUUCAGUGUAGCACCAUUUUGGCAUCUGCACGCUAUGCGUAUGCAAACACGCCAGACAGUGAUUCAAAACUGCGGGCUCACUAUUUGGCUCUUAUUAUUCGCUCUCGUAGCACUUUCAAGCGUAGCGGGACUAUGCAACUCGAAAUGUACAAUGGCGGGACUCAGCUUUUCUUCGACCUUUUCGUUGCCUUGUGCAACCACGUCGAUGAUAUCUCAUCUGCACAGUAA
This is a messenger RNA of Pochonia chlamydosporia 170, 825 nucleotides long. RefSeq names its product BTB/POZ-like protein. Gene Ontology annotation, molecular function: protein binding. The transcript is spliced from 3 exons. Bases 1 to 825 code for a protein of 274 amino acids. The record is from RefSeq and is a predicted model, not a curated record. Lineage: Eukaryota; Fungi; Ascomycota; Sordariomycetes; Hypocreales; Clavicipitaceae.